AUGGAAUCAUCUAAACUGAUUCGUUAUGUCUGUAAAAGCAAGAAAGCCACACCCAUAAAAGGGUUUGAGAGGAUGGAUAUGGAGAAGGGUUCAAGAGUGUUGUUUGCUAGAUCAAGAGUUUCUGCUCAGCCAACUGAACAGAUUAUGUUUACUUCAAGCAGUCCAUUAGUUGACCAACUAAAGAAAGUAUCAACUUAUCUAUUUCGGUCGGAAAUUGGCGGUCACGUCAAAGUUUCUGUUAGAAAGAUAAAUGGGAAAUAUGCAGUUUAUGUUGAAGUUUCAUCCUUGGAAUUGGGUGCUAGUGAUAAUAUCAGGCUGAUGCUUAUUUGGGGCAUAUACACGUCUGAUUCGUCAUCUUUCAUGCCUCUCUAUUCAUCCUCUGAUGCCAGGACCAAACAGACCCCAUUCAUACAGAAUUCUGUUAGUAGGUUUGUGCUUGAGUUGGAGUUUGAAGCUAAACAAAGUCCCUUCUAUCUCUCAUUUUUGCUCAAACUUACGUCAAGUGAUGCAGAAAUCAGGAACCACAACAAGGCAAAUUUUUGUGUUCCAGUUGGAUUUGGUCCUGGUUAUCCAGCUCCACUGGCAGGUUGUGUUCUCUGCUUGUAUGAUGAUAGUACAUCAGGAAAGCCUGCCUUAGAGCUUGAUCUAGAUCCAUUUGUUAAUCGAUCUGGUGAUAUCUGGCAUGCCUCACUGGAAGGUGCAUGGACUUUUCUGAGCUAUGGCUAUCGAUGUAAAGGAGCUGUUCUUCAGGGCGACACAGAUAAAUUUGAUGCAGAAUGUGUUCUUUUGGAUCCAUAUGCUAAAAUUAUCAUUAAUUCUGUCACAUGUGAUGCAUCUGGCCUGCUGCCCAAGUAUCUGGGACGAUUAUGCAAAGAACCUGCUUUCGAGUGGAAUGAUGAUGUUCGUCCUAACUUGGCAAUGGAGAAACUAGUUGUUUAUAAGGUGAAUGUGAUGCGUUUUACAGGAGGCAACUCUAGUCAGAUAUCCAGUGAUGUUGCAGGGACCUUUGCUGGUUUGACUGAGAAGUUGAGUCAUUUUAAAGAUCUUGGUGUGAAUGCUGUGCUAUUAGAGCCGAUAUUUCCUUUCGAUGAGCAAAAGGGGCCGUACUUUCCUUGUCAUUUCUUUUCACCAUCAAACCUUUGUGGCCCUUCCAGUGGCUCCGAUGCUGCCAUUAGCUCAAUGAAAGAGAUGGUUAAGAAAUUGCAUGCCAAUGGGAUAGAAGUUUUGCUGGAAGUUGUUUUCACCCAUACCUCUGAAGCUGGAGCAUUACAAGGAAUUGAUGACGCAUCCUACUAUUACAACAGCAGUGCUAUGGAUUUGGAAUCACAAAAUGCUUUGAACUGUAAUUAUCCUAUUGUCCAAAGGAUGAUUUUAGAUAGCCUUCAGCACUGGGUUACUGAGUUUCACAUAGAUGGCUUUUGUUUCAUAAAUGCUUCAUCUCUGUUGAGGUCGUUUGAUGGUGAAUAUUUGUCUCGUCCUCCUUUGGUUGAAGCAAUAGCCUUUGAUCCAUUGCUCUCAAAGACGAAGAUCAUUGCAGAUUGUUGGGAUCCCAAAGGCCUGCAGCCAAAGGAAACAGCCUUUCCUCAUUGGAAGAGAUGGGCUGAAAUAAAUACAAAAUUUUGUCGGGAUGUAAGAAAUUUUUUGAGGGGCGAGGGUCUUCUUAGUGACCUUGCAACACGGCUUUGUGGGAGUGGGGACAUCUUUUCGAGUGGACGAGGCCCAGCUUUCUCUUUCAAUUUUGUCUCCAGGAACUUUGGACUUCCUCUUGUGGACUUGGUCAGCUUCAGUGGCAAUGCGUUAGCUUCAGAAUUAAGCUGGAAUUGUGUUCCUGUUCUUAACAUGGGAGAUGAGUGCGGCCAAUCUUCUGGGGGUUCCACUUCAUAUGGUAACAGAAAACCUUUUGAUUGGAAUGCACUAUCAACGGGUUUUGAAGAGGAGCUUUUGAAGGAAGAAAAUAUUGUCUGGCAUGGAAGUGACCAGAAUCCACCAAGAUGGGAGGAUCCAUCCUGCAAGUUCCUUUCCAUGACAUUGAAGGUUGACAGACCAGAGAGCGGAUUGAGCUCUGAAUCUUCCCAUGUAGAGGGAGACAUGUUCAUUGCUUUCAAUGCAGCAGGCCAUUCAGAGAGUGUCACUCUACCUAAAGCCCUUGGAGGGAUCACAUGGCAUCGCUUGGUUGAUACAGCUCUUCCAUUCCCUGGGUUCUUCUCAAAUGAUGGUGAGCCUGUCAUUCAGCAGACUUAUGAAAUGAAAUCUCACUGCUGCAUUCUACUUGAAGCCAACAUCUCCUCAUCAUUUUCUUCAACACGCAAACAUUUGCAAUUACAUCAACUCAUGGAUACAAAUUCUGCUCUAAGUUCCUUGACUAUGGAACUCUUUAUCACAGAAAAGUUACUUGUUGAGAGGUAG
Dovyalis caffra is the source of this 2406-nucleotide messenger RNA. The record is from the annotation of a GenBank genome assembly. NCBI's taxonomy places the organism in Eukaryota, Viridiplantae, Streptophyta, Magnoliopsida, Malpighiales, Salicaceae.